UGGCAGACGGAGGGAAGUGCUUCCUGAUAGCAGGGAGGUGCGUCUUACUUCCAUUCCAGUGAUUGACUGCACACGGCUUUCACCGCCGGAGCUGUGGGGGCAUUGACGCAUUGUGGAGUCGACAGGGGGGAGCACUGCAACCCCGGCUUCGCUUCACAUCGGAGGCAUCUAUCGGCGAAACCCGCCAUGGCCGUGGUGCAGCUCGAAACGGGGGACCAUCAACCGGAGAACGGCUUCGUGUCCCCCGAAACCACGUCGCCGGGGCUGCUGACACGCAUCGACGGCGCCGUGCUGCCGUUUCUCGGGGGAUUUGGGAAGUACCAGAAACAGCUGAUCGUGCUGACAUGGAUCCCGGCGAUAUUUAUCGGAUUCAGCCAGUACUCUGAUAAUUUCCUCCUGGCCCAGCCGAACAACACAUGCAUCCAGCCCUUGGCUAACGUGACCAACCAGAGUGCGGGUCACUCCUCGCUGCUAGACGGUCCGAGGAACGGCAGCGCGCGGCCGGCUUCUAUUUACGCCAAUGGAAGUUACCUCAGCAGCGGCGGCGGCGGCAGCGGCCACAAUGACACGACCAGCAUGGAGUGUCGGUGCAGAGAGUGGACCUUCGAGCUGCACACCGGACUCGUGCAGAACGUGGUCACUAAGUGGAGUCUGGUGUGCGACUCGGCAUGGAAAGUCCAUAUUGCAAAGUUCUCCCUCUUGGUCGGAUCCAUCUUUGGAUACUUGGUGUUUGGAAUACUUGCUGACUGGUUUGGCCGCCACCCAGUGCUCAUCAUAUCGGUGCUCUUCAUGCUGGUGUUCGGUCUCACCGUGGCGUUUUCUGUCAACGUUCCCAUGUUCAGCACCUUGCGCUUCUUCGAGGGCUUCUGCCUGGCAGGGAUCACCCUUUCUCUCUACGUCCUCAGGAUCGAGCUGUGCCUGCCAGGAUGGCGAUUCUCCAUGACCAUGGUGGCCAGUUUUGUGGUUUUGGGUGGUCAGCUGCUGAUGCCCAUGGUGGCGUACCUCUGUGGCGACUGGCAGGUACUUCAAGCUGUCAUCAUCUGUCCCCUGCUGCUUAUGCUGUCCUACAUUUGGAUCUUCCCUGAGUCACUGCGUUGGCUGCUGGCCACUCAGCAGUACUGCCGCUCCAAGUGGAUCAUGGGACACAUAGCGAAGAAGAAUCGAGUGAACAUGGAGCUCGACACUGACAACAUCCUCACAGAACUCCAAAGAGCUCUUCAGAAGAAGCCCAAAAAGACGUGCAUCGUGAAAAUGGUGGGGACGAGAAACCUGUGGAAGAACAUCGUGGUGCUCUGCGUCAACUCGCUAACCGGCUAUGGGAUCCACCACUGCUUUGCCCGCAGCAUGAUGGAUCAGGAAGCCAUGGAGACCACCAUGUUCCAUAACUUCUAUGCAGACUAUUACACGAUGGCGGGCAUCGCGGUGGCGUCGUGCAUCGCGCUGUGCCCCGCCGUGGGCCUGAUGGGCCGGCGCGGUGGCCUCCUUAUGUUCAUGAUCAUCACCGCUCUGGCCUCGCUGCUGCAACUGGGCCUGCUCAACCUGCUGGGGAAGUACAGCGUCCACCUGAACAUCGAUAGCUCAGAUACGCUGAAUAAGAACUUCUCCGUCGCCUUCUCCAUCAUCGGCAUGUUCUCCUCCCACGCAGUCAGCAACCUGAGCAUCUUCUUCUGCGCUGAGAUCACACCCACUGUGAUCAGGGGUGGUGGUCUGGGCCUGGUCCUGGCCAGCGCCGGCUUCGGCAUGCUGACUGCACCCAUCAUGGAACUCCACAAUCAGAAGGGCUACUUCCUUCACCACAUCAUUUUUGCCUGCUGCACUCUCAUCUGCAUCAUUUGCAUUCUCCUGCUGCCUGAGACUCGCUACCAGCCGCUCCCCGAGACCCUGGCCGAUGGCGAGAGCUACACUCGCCAGCCUCUGCUUCCCCCGAAGAAACCUGGAGAACAGCGCCUCUUGCUGGCCCAGUCCGAGAGCAGCAGGGACUACACCAGAGUGCACGACACGCCGCUCCACGAGGCCGCGGCCACCGCAGUGUCCACCAUGGAUUCCACCGCCUCGUCGGCCGUUGAUCUGACGGUCGGAGAUAUAUCCGCCCCCAUGUUCAUGGAGGUGUACCCCGGAAAGCCUGAGCCUAAAGACCCCAACGGUCACUCGGUUUCGUCCACGCCCGCGACCCCGGUCGCGGCGCAGGCUAAAGACGGCAUCAUACAUGCCACUAAAGAUCACCUGCUGUCUUCCAGUCUUUUACAAAACGCUCCAUCUGUCACAGACCCACUUUUAGCUGAUGCCGAUGAACCUCCAGCAAUAGUCUUGGAAUCGGUUGAGCCACUUUCGGAUUCUACGCCUCUUGAAAUGAACGACGUUGGCGAAUCCCCGACAGAAGAGGCAGACAUCAUCCCUGUCACGUCACUGGACACGUGCACUCCCACCAUCUCUCAAAACGUCCCUGCCUCUUUGCUGAUCUGCACCACACCCAUCAUAGAACCCCCGCCCAGCUCCACGUUAGAAUCCCCGAACCCGCUGGGCAACGACAUCGACACGAUCGACGUAACACCUGACCCGCCUUUGCCGGAGGAUGCUAACGCCGCUUUAGCAGACUCCCCAACUCCAUCUCUACACGACAGCCUCCCUCCCUCCCCCGUUCCCGUGACAGACUGUGACAUUUCCACUGACCCCCCGCCCUCCAUUACCUCACACUCUGACAUUCCCAUCCAGUUAGAAAUAGUAGAUGAGUCCACAACUUCCCCUUCCGCUAGAGACUCCCCCAUACCCUCUGUCAUAGACUCCCAACUGCCUCAGUUAGAUUCUACCUCUCCAUAUGUUGAAGGUACUCAUUCCUCUACUCCCCCGAGCCCAGUCGCUGCUUCCCCGUCACCCACACCCCCUCCGCCCAUCGACUUAGGCCUUGUGCCCUCAGCGGACUCUUCCCCUGCCCCGGCCAUACAUACUGUCAACACCCCUGCACCGGCUCCCACCAUUCUCCCCGUGACAGACAUUGCGCACCCCUCCACUCCAGAAUCAGCCGCUCUGACUGUACCAGGUUCAGCUGCUUCCCCGGUCUUAGAUUCAACCUCCAUCACAGAUUCAGGCUCCACAGAAGCCACUCCCUCCUCUCUAGUGGACUGCACAGUGUCCUCCCCCAUAGACUCCGGCGUCCUCUCUAUCAGGGACAGUGCCAGCACAGAAAACAACACUGUCAACGGCAUGGCGUCGUCAUGAUCCAGCGCUGCCGCCAGGAAAUGAAGCUUUAGGCGCUGCACCAGGAGGCGAUCUAACCCACAUGAGAAACAGCAGGAGAGGGUGGGGGAGGGGGGUGGGGAGGCAAGAACUUAUCCUGCUCAGACUUCAGGCGCUUAAUGAAGACUGUUCCCACCUGGAGUGGAGUAGACGUGGAUUCACAGAGCUGCUGUACGUUUCUUAAAGCCCGCCCCCCCCCCCUCGUGCAUUUAGCCAAUAAACGAGACCACGCAAGUGAGAUAGCGAUAGACCGAGAGCGAGAGAGAGUGCCACAGGCUGGUUUGUGACGACGUGACAGUAAACUUCUGCUCUUCAUUGAAUGUCACUGGAAAUCACCAGCGAUUAAACUACUCUCAUGUAAAUGAAUGGGAAAUCAUUGUCUGUUGUUUUUAAAGAGACUUCAAACUAUACCCACAAUCACUGAGACGUGUCAUCAGCACUGGUGAAGAAAUGCAAUGAUGUUUAAAACAGGAAAAAAAAAAAAAACAGAAAAGAAAAAGAAGAAAAAAAAAUCACUGGUACUUUUGUUCGAAUGUCCGUCUGACGUAUUUGUAUAAGAAAAAAUGUCGCCUUACCUGUAUGGACAAGAAAAUCUGAAUGUUACAAAAAGUACUUUUUUUUUUUUUUGCCAUUAUAUAGGUAAACAAUCUAAAUUGGGGUGAUUUUUUUAUUUUUAUUUUUUUUUUAAAUACAAUGCCAAAAACUACCCUGACCAAAAUUCAAAGCAGACAUAGUGCCAAAAUGUGAGUAGCGAUACAGUAUUUGCCUGUUUGGGGGAAAUGCUGUUUAGUCCCCUGCCAUAGAUUGUUUGUGGAUUGAAGCGAAAUCAGAUUUUUCGAGAUUCUGAAAUCCAGGAGAAGACUGAAAGCUGAAUGAUCAUUUGGUGAAUUAGUCUGAGCUUAACUGCUUUCGUGGUUCAUUGUACGAGCAGUGGUAUCAGUGAAAACAAUGACCCAUGUUUUGUUGGUCCGAAGAAACUUUUAUUUUUUCAAUCGUUUCAGCCAAUGAAAUUUAUGGUAUGCAAAUGAUUUUCUUUUUUUUCUUUUUCUUUUUUGUUUUUUUUUUGUAAAUGUGAUAAUGUAAGUAAAUGGAUAAUUAGUUGUUGAGCUUGAUUCUGUUUUUUUUUUAAAUUCAAAGUAUUAUUUUAAAUAAUCUCCCAUGGCGUGCCCUUAUUGUACAAAGCUAUACUUCAUUCUUACAGUAUUCGUGGCACCUCAGUGUGGUGGCACUUUAUUUUUUAUUUUUUUUGCAGUGGGGACAAAAAAAAGCAUGAAAAUUAUUGUGAACGUGUCAGCAAAGCAAAACUAUCAAAAGAAAAAAAAAAAAAAGGACUAAAAGCUAUUUUUGAAAUGAAACCCAUGGAUGACAAAAAUGUUUGACGUGACUGCCGACCGGCGCAGCGUCGCUAACCUUUCAGUGUGUUUUCCGAAUCAUUUUCUGGCCAUUAACAUAAGUUCAUGGAUGCCAUUGUGUUCAUACAUUCACACGCACAACUAAGUUUACCUUUAAAAGAAAAGAGAGGAGGAAGAAGAAAAACAAAGGCAAUACUUAAUACAUUUGUCAAAAUGACAUUUUUAAAAAUGCAGGUCACAUCCUGACAGGUAGACGAACCUGUUGAUAUUCUUCAAUUGACUCUUGCUUAAGGAAGCACUUUCACUUCCGUCUGUGGACAACAUUAUACUUGAUUCAAAUCUGUGUGUAACUUGACAGUUGGAGGAGGUUGUCAUAUUUGUCUAAAGGAUGAGGUGUGAUAUACCACUGUUUACAACAAUCCUCAUAAUAACAAUAAUGAUGAUAACUAAUAAUAAUAAUAAUGAUGAUGAUUACACUGUACUGUAAGCCUUUAGAGCCAACUGAAUGAUGUCUUGUCAUUUCAAAUGUGAUGAAACUCUCACAGUAUCUCAUAUUACGUGUAUCCAGGGAGUAUUGGCGAUCUAUUAAGAUGUCAUUCAGGAGUCAAACACAACACCAGACUUGACGUAUGAUGUUUUUUGUUUUGUUACCGUCUUGUGGUACAUGUAUGAAGAACCCUACAGGUGCUUCACUCGCACGAAAAUUGGCUUUUGUCAAAGUGCACUGAUGAAAGCCUCCGUGUUUCAGUGACUCAGCAAAAACCUACCUGAGGUUCCUCAAAUGCAGCUUCAAUCAAAGCGCGAGCGCUCUAAUCUGGACUGGCUCGUUGGGUGGUCUUUUAAUAGAUCGUCGAGUCGUUACUGUUAUCGAAACGUUCAUUUAAUGUCGAUGUAUGCCGUGCUGCUACGCCUCAAAGCACAAUGACCUGCAAUCAUAUGAUGUCAGAUUUGGUGGAGUUUGGACAGUAAAAGAUAAAGAAAAAAAAAAAGGGAAAAUGGAGUGGGGUUUUAAGAAAAAUGACUUCUAACUCUUGCAAUAGAUCCGCAUGGAAUCUACUUUGUGGAGGAAGGGUGUUGACGCUGGAUUUAAUUUGAAAUUCUUGGCAUCUGCAGUGGAGAGUGGGUUGACUGCAGUGGUCGGUAGCUUCACAUUACUCCGAGUUCUCGUUGUCUGUGAGUGUUGGUCUUUCUAUCUCAGUGUGCAGAAAUUGAAUCGUGUAUCGCCAAACCCCCCCCCAUCCCCAUCCCCAUCCCCGUCCCCAUCCCCAUCCCCAUCCCCGUGCAACACCAGUGUAAAGUCAGUGACACAGCACAAUACUACCAGUGUCUUCUCUGAGAUCUGUUGCUUCCACUUUCUCCCGUGCAGCUGAUGGGAGCUAUUACAUCCCUUUGGUUUGACUUUAUUAGGAGUAAGAAAAAAAAAAGUUCAGUGAAAGCAAUCCAAAGCAAUGUCAGCACCAGCGGUAGGGUAGACUGGUAGACACUAGUUGGAAAAAGCAAAAAAAAUAAAAUAAAAACAAAUAGACUGGAUUAUGCCUUUGUAAAUAGUAAGCGUGUGGAAACAUCCGGUUUUCAGCAAAAUGAAGGAUCGCGGAAUCGGAGCAUUGAACUGGCGAGACUUGUUUCGAACUUGGCAAAUACGUACGAGUCUCUGAGACGCAAAGUCGAGUCACCCGGUGUACACAUUUCAGGUUUUGCUUCUCUCAGCCGUGCGACUACGAAUCUCUUUGAUGUGGAGAUUUGAAUGAAUGUAAAAAAAAAAAAAAGACAAAACAAACAAAAAAAAAAACAUGGAUUGUACCAUUUAUAAGUUUCCAAUUGUUUGGUUUCAUUUUUUGUUUUAUUUUGUUUUAACAGACAUAAUGCACUUGUACAUAAGCCAUACCUGUUGUUAAAAUAAACCACUAUUUAUUGAUCAA
Molecule: messenger RNA, 6505 nt
Organism: Stegastes partitus (bicolor damselfish)
Lineage: Eukaryota; Metazoa; Chordata; Actinopteri; Pomacentridae
Product: solute carrier family 22 member 23-like
Exons: 10
Coding region: 187-3216 (1009 amino acids)
Biological process (GO): transmembrane transport
Cellular component (GO): membrane
Molecular function (GO): transmembrane transporter activity
Source: RefSeq, a predicted model, not a curated record